Molecule: messenger RNA, 873 nt
Organism: Glycine soja
Lineage: Eukaryota; Viridiplantae; Streptophyta; Magnoliopsida; Fabales; Fabaceae
Product: putative pentatricopeptide repeat-containing protein At3g15200
Exons: 2
Coding region: 1-873 (290 amino acids)
Molecular function (GO): protein binding
Source: RefSeq, a predicted model, not a curated record
AUGAUCAAGAAAGUUAGUGCUGCCUGCAGGUACUUGUUUCCCAGUUCUGAACCCCAUAAGAGGAUAUGGAAGAAGGGUUGUUGUUGUAGGGCUGAUAUGAAGAUGUGGAACGUGAUCCUGAAUGGUUGGUGUGUUUUGGGGAACUCGCAUAAGGCAAAGAGGGUGUGGAGAGACAUAGUGGCUUCUCCAUGCAAGCCUGAUAUAUUUACCUAUGCCACCUUCAUCAAGGCAUUGACCAAGGGUGGUAAACCGGAUGUUGUGAUAUGCAACUGCAUCAUUGAUGCUCUUUGUUUCAAGAAGAGGAUUCCUGAGGCCUUGAAGAUUUUCUGUGACAUGAGUGAGCGAGGUUGUGAACCGAAUGUUGCUACUUACAAUUUGCUUAUUAAGUACAUGUGCAACAUACAACGGAUGGAGAAGGUUUAUGAGCUGGUGGAUGAGAUGGAGAGGAAGAAGGGGAGUUGCUUGCCUAAUGCUGUUACUUAUUGUUACUUGCUCAAGAGCUUGAAGGAGUCGGGGAAGGUUUGCAGGGUUUUGGAGAGGAUGGAGAGAAAUGGAUGUGGCAUGAAUGGUGAUGUUUAUAACAUGGUGUUGAGCUUGUACAUGAAAUGGGAUGAUGGGGAUGGAGUGAGAAAAACAUGGGAAGAAAUGGAGAGGAAUGGAUGGGGACCAAAUAGGAGAUCAUAUACCAUCAUGAUUCAUGAAAACUUUGAGAAAGGGAGAGUAAAGGAUGCCGUGCGCUAUUUAGAGGAGAUGAUAUCAAAGGGAAUGGUGCUAGAGCCAAGGACGGAUAAGCUAGUAAGUUCCAUGAACAUUCGGUUGAAGGGGAGGACAAAAAAACAUGAGGAUGUUGAAGGGGGGAGAACUAGUCUUUGA